This is a messenger RNA of Mizuhopecten yessoensis (Yesso scallop), 450 nucleotides long. RefSeq names its product neuronal acetylcholine receptor subunit beta-4-like. The transcript has a single exon. Bases 1 to 450 code for a protein of 149 amino acids. The record is from RefSeq and is a predicted model, not a curated record. NCBI's taxonomy places the organism in Eukaryota, Metazoa, Mollusca, Bivalvia, Pectinida, Pectinidae. Gene Ontology annotation, cellular component: membrane. Gene Ontology annotation, molecular function: extracellular ligand-gated monoatomic ion channel activity. Gene Ontology annotation, biological process: monoatomic ion transport.
AUGGCCAACCAACAGACGUUACAAGUUCUAUCGGCGCUAGUGUCAAUGGUACAUGCCACUGUUGCCCAGACGGGUGAUGACCUUAAGACACUACACGAAGAGAUGUUCAUUACUCGUUCCUAUCGGAAUGUCAUCCCGCCUUAUAAAACCCUAAACCAGUCUAUAAUGAUACUUGUUGCAUUCUAUCUAAAAGGAAUCAAUCAACUGGAUGAGGUGGAGGGGAAAUUAGCCACCACGGCAGAUCUUGAGCUAGAAUGGAGCGACGCAUUCCUGUCAUGGAACAAAAAUGACUUUCACGACAUCUCGGACUUUAACGUGCCUCAGAAUCGUGGAAGAAUAGAGUGGAAACCAUUCGAGGUAUUUGAGACCAAUUGUGACAUAGACAUAAUAAAAUGUUCCUUUGACCAUCAAAAUUGCAAGCUGAUAUUUAGGAUGUGGACAUCGCGUUAA